Messenger RNA from Ipomoea triloba (trilobed morning glory), 3609 nucleotides. Its product is annotated as exportin-2-like. Gene Ontology annotation, biological process: protein import into nucleus; protein export from nucleus. The record is from RefSeq and is a predicted model, not a curated record. The coding region runs from base 192 to 3119 and encodes 975 amino acids. Gene Ontology annotation, cellular component: cytosol; nuclear envelope. Gene Ontology annotation, molecular function: nuclear export signal receptor activity; small GTPase binding. The transcript is spliced from 3 exons. Lineage: Eukaryota; Viridiplantae; Streptophyta; Magnoliopsida; Solanales; Convolvulaceae.
CUAUUUCCAUUAACUUUUCCCUCUUCUACAUCCCUCCCUCAUUGUCUUGUUCAAACUUCAUAGACUAUAGCCCAGUCCCCACGCCCUUCCUCUAUCUCUCUCCGCCGAUCGAUCGCCGAAAGAUUUCAGUUCAUAUUUCAAAAAUCUCGUUAAACCCUAGUUGCACUUCGUUCUAAGCUUCCAAAAAAAAAAUGGAGUGGAAUGCCGAAACUCUACAAUUCCUGUCCCAAUGCUUCCUCAAUACCCUCUCUCCGAUGCCCCAGCCUCGCCGUCAAGCCGAGUCGGCGCUGGCUGAUGCCUCUGAGAAACCUAAUUACGCGCUCGCCGUGCUCCGCCUCGUUGCCGAGCCUUCCGUUGAUGAACAGAUCCGCCAAGCUGCUUCUGUGAACUUCAAGAACCAGCUCAAGUCGCGGUGGUCGCCGUCUACGCCUUCCGAGCCCAAUGUUCCUACCCUAGCUCCGAUUCCGGACUUUGAGAAGGAGCAGAUUAAGAGUUUGAUGGUUUCCUUGAUGAUCAAUUCGUCUCCCAAAAUACAAUCUCAGCUCAGUGAGGCCUUGACGGUGAUUGGGAAGCAUGAUUUCCCCAAAGCGUGGCCUGCCUUGUUGCCGGAGCUUGUUUCCAGUCUUGAUAAGCUGAGCCAAGCCAAUGAUUAUGUGUCUGUAAAUGGGUUGUUAACCACCUUGAAUUCCUUGUUUAAGAAGUUCCGAUACCAGUUUAAGACCAACGAGUUGCUCCUUGAUCUGAAAUACUGUCUGGAUAAUUUUGCAAAGCCGUUGUUAGAAGUCUUUAAGCGUACUGCGAGUUUGAUUGAUCAGGUAGUGGCUUCAGGGUCUGCCUCUGCUUCAACUCUAAAGCCCUAUAUAGAGUCUCAAAGGCUGUGCUGUAGAAUAUUCUAUUCCUUGAAUUUCCAAGAAUUACCUGAAUUUUUUGAGGACCAUAUGAAUGAGUGGAUGAUUGAGUUUAAGAAAUAUCUGACUAUGAAGUACCCUGCUCUUGAGGAUAGUAGCAAGGAGGGACUUGCCGUUGUUGAUGAUCUACGAUCUGCAGUGUGUGAAAAUAUUAGCCUUUAUAUGGAGAAGGAGGAAGAAUUGUUUCAAGGGUACUUAAGUGGGUUCGUGGAGGCUGUGUGGAGUCUUCUUGUAGCCUCAUCUGCAUCUUCUAGUAGGGAGCAGCUGACUGUGACUGCAAUCAAGUUCUUAACCAUUGUCAGUACAAGUGUACAUCAUACACUAUUUGCAAGAGAUGAUAUUUUAGAACAAAUAUGUCAGAGCAUUGUUAUCCCUAAUGUGAUGCUACGUGAUGAAGAUGAGGAGUUGUUUGAAAUGAACUAUGUUGAGUUUAUAAGGAGGGAUAUGGAAGGAAGUGAUCUCGACACUAGGAGGAGGAUUGCAUGUGAACUUCUCAAAGGAAUUGCUAUGCAUUACAAGGAUAAGGUGACUGAGAAGGUUUCACUUCAGAUUAAGAAUUGCUUGGCCAUGUUUGCUCAGAAUCCUGCAGCAAACUGGAAAUUCAAAGAUUGUGCCAUCUAUUUGGUUGUCACCCUUGCCACAAAAAAAGCUGGUGGCACUUCAGUGUCAACUGAUCUGGUUGAUGUGGAGAGCUUUUUCGGAUCUGUUAUUGUGCCUGAGCUGCAGAGUCAGGAUGUGAAUGCUUUUCCAAUGCUGAAAGCGGGUGCAUUGAAGUUCUUUACCAUGUUUAAAAAUCAGUUAUCAAAACCCAUUGCAAUAGCACUGCUUCCUGAUGUUGUUCGGUUCCUUGGUUCAGACUCUAAUGUGGUUCAUUCAUAUGCUGCGAGUUGCAUUGAGAAGCUGCUGCUGGUCAAAGAUGAUGGUGGCAGAGCAAGGUAUACAGCUGUAGAUAUUAGUCCAUUUUUGUUAGUGUUGAUGACCAACCUUUUUCAAGCCAUGGAGAAACCAGAAUCUGAGGAGAAUCAGUACAUAAUGAAGUGCAUCAUGCGAGUGCUUGGAGUUUCUGAAAUUUCUCGUGAGGUUGCUUUACCUUGCAUAACUGGUCUGGCUAAUGUCCUGAACAGAGUCUGCCAAAAUCCAAAAAAUCCAGUUUUCAACCACUAUCUCUUUGAAUCAGUGGCUGUUCUUGUCAGGCGUGCUUGUGAAAAGGAUCCAUCUCUUGUGCCUGGUUUUGAAGGAAGCUUGUUCCCAAGCCUCCAGAUGAUAUUGGAGAGAGAUGUGAGUGAAUUCUUCCCUUAUGCAUUCCAGUUAUUGGCUCAGCUUGUAGAGCUGAAUAGACCGCCACUCCCGCAGCACUAUAUGCAGAUAUUUGAGAUUCUUCUUUUACCUGAUUCAUGGAAAAAGUCUGGAAAUGUUCCAGCACUUGUCCGGUUGCUCCAGGCGUUUCUUCGUAAAGCACCUCAUGAGCUUAAUCAACAGGGUAGGUUGUCAAAUGUUCUUGGGAUAUUUAACACACUGGUAUCAUCUCCAAACACAGAUGAACAGGGAUUUUAUGUGAUUAAUACAAUCAUUGAAAAUCUUGGGUUUGAUGUUAUCUCACCCUUUAUAGGCCAUAUUUGGGCUGCCCUUUUUAAACGGCUUCAAGAAAGAAGAACAGUGAAGUUUGUCAAGAAUCUUGUGAUAUUUAUGUCUCUUUUCUUGGUCAGGCAUGGCUCUCAAAAUCUUGUGGCUUCAAUAAAUGCUGUCCAAGUGAAUUUAUUUAACACAAUCGUAGAACAAUUUUGGAUACCUAACCUCAAGUUGAUCACCGGAACCAUUGAGCUCAAGUUAACUGCUGUUGCUUCAACUAAACUUAUCUGUGAAUCCCCAUCGCUAUUGGAUUCUAAGCUUUGGGGAAAAAUGCUGGAUAGUAUUAUCACUCUUCUCUCUAGGCCAGAGGAAGAGAGAGUGGAGGAGGAGCCAGAAGUUCCAGACUUUGGGGAGAGUGUUGGUUAUAAUGCUGCUUUCGUUCGUCUAUACAAUGCUGGUAAGAAGGAUGAUGACCCAUUGCAGGACAUAAGGGAUCCAAAACAGUACGUGGUUGCAUCUGUGGCUACUCUUUCUGCCCAGUCCCCUGGCCAAUACACUCAGGUUAUAAGGGAAAAUCUCGAGCCGGGAAAUCAGGCAGCAUUACUUCAGCUUUGCGGUUCCUAUAAUGUAUCAAUAGUUUGAAACCGAAUCCAUUUAAUGGGCGUGAUGUUGCAAUUUUGGACUAGGCUUGAUAUUCUGUCACAGAUGAGAUAUGGUUCUCUUUUGCAUGCAUUUGUUGUCGAUGGCUCACAAUAGAUCAGCAAGGUCAUUCUUGUAGAGUCUCUUAAUGUGCCGGAGUUAGUCUAUAUGCGUGUUCAUGAGGAUUCCUGUGCGACUUACCCUCACCCGACUUUUGGAUUUUGGAUUGGGAACGGUCCCGAGUUUGAAUCUCUUGCUUCCCUGAUCCAAGUGUUUGUUCUUCAAUAUGAACCAUUGCUUAGGUUUGAGUUUUCUGUGUCUUCUUAUAGGAUUGUCAGUAUGAGUAGAAGCAAUAGGGCCAUUUUGUGUCCUCAAGUCAAUGAAAUGGAACAAACCUGCUUUCUGUAAAUGACUUUGUUUCCAGUUUUUUUUUUACUGGUUUGUUUCUACUGAACUUAUAAUUAGAUUAAUGAUACUUUUUCCUUUUUCUUAA